AUGACUGAUAAUCAAAUUUUUAAAGAAUUUGAAAAUUAUGAUUUUGAAAAUGACGCUACUUUUCAGUCAGGUUUACCUUCAAUUCUUAAUUCAUAUCAAGGCAAGCCAAAAGAAGAAAUAAAUAUUCUCCAAGAAAAGGCUAAGUGGUUUUAUUAUUCAAAAGUUAUUCAAGAAUUUGAUUACAAUGAUUAUUUAGUGUGGAAAACGAAUAUAAACAAAUCCCAUCUUGAAGGUAACCAAAGUAAUAUUUCGUCAUCUUCUGUCAUGUUACCAACCGAUUCCCAAGAGAGUUCAACAAAGGAUGAUAACAUAAGUGCGCGACCUGAGCAAGCUACAACGGACAACGUGCAAUAUCCGCAAUCAUUCCAAAAAGUGGUUGAAAUGUUAGCUACGGGACAACAGAUACCAGGAAUCAAGCAAAUUCCUAAUGAGUUAAACAAGGGAACCCCAUCGAAUCCCACUAUCAAACCACGUCCAAAACCAUGGGAGAAAAAUCAUAUGAAUAAUGAGUCUAAAUAA
This is a messenger RNA of Funneliformis mosseae, 519 nucleotides long. The record is from the annotation of a GenBank genome assembly. NCBI's taxonomy places the organism in Eukaryota, Fungi, Glomeromycota, Glomeromycetes, Glomerales, Glomeraceae.